Molecule: messenger RNA, 2421 nt
Organism: Copidosoma floridanum
Lineage: Eukaryota; Metazoa; Arthropoda; Insecta; Hymenoptera; Encyrtidae
Biological process (GO): regulation of AMPA receptor activity; postsynaptic neurotransmitter receptor diffusion trapping; neurotransmitter receptor internalization
Cellular component (GO): postsynaptic density membrane; AMPA glutamate receptor complex
Molecular function (GO): channel regulator activity; voltage-gated calcium channel activity
Source: RefSeq, a predicted model, not a curated record
CAACGAUCGCCUGCUCGCUCGUUCAUACGUAUGAACAGCUCUCGAUAAACGACUGAGCACGUGACCGUAAACAUUUUUUUUCUUCGAUUGUUGUACAGGUUAUGUUUAUUUAUUUUUUUUUUUGUUAAAUGACAAGACUGUGUGUAUCUUUGGGGUACGAUAAUAUAGGGAAAUUGUGAUUUAGUGUGUCUCUUUCGGAGCUGAGAAGCUUGUGAUGUUGUUGGAGGAAACCAAAAACAAAAUGACAGGAUGAAACAUUGGGUACGGACGACGGGGAUGCCACUGGCCACUGUGUCCAACUACUCAACGCCCGAGGACUCAUCUUUCAAGUGUCGCCGUUGUUGUAGCUGGACGUGAUGGGACUUCUCACCCAUGACUUUACCGUGGGACUCUCAUCAGAGCUCCUGCCACCGCCAUCACUUCCUUCUUUUUUUUUCACCGACCUUUCCUUCCAUUCUCGCACCCUACCUGUUUUCCUGUGUUCGUUAAAAAUGUUGACGAAGAGAAGCAUAACAAUGACGACGACGACGACGACGUGCUCUAAACUCCGAGUGGAACAAUACCGGUGAACGCGGUGUCCCCGAGAAAAUCACCCUCGAAGAUAAAAUUUGGUACUCAUCUUGAACGGUAUGUGCUGCUCGGGCGAUGGAUCCGGCGGCAGCCGCUCGGCACGGUGCGCCCUGCUCUGCGGCCUUGCUGCUCUGGCUGCCAUCGGGGUCACGAUAUUCAGCACCGCCUGGAUACAGACCGAGGAGAGGAUAACCUCCCUGCCACGCAAUGUAAGCAGCCUGGUCAGCAUCAAAUUCAAAAUUGGAUUCUGGCACGCCUGCUCGAGCAUCAACAAGCCUGUUGCCCUUCAGUACAGAAUCGAUGUACCAACUGGUUGUAUCAAGAUUCCGUACAAAAAUUUUAACGAUAUCAACGAAACAGAUCUGGGAUUUAAGCACAAAAGUUUGGACUUUGCACCACUUGUUAUUAUGCAAAUGAGAGUAUCAAUGGUCUACCAAGUGAUAGCUGGUUUUCUAGUCUUCGUCGGGGUAGUGACAUCCAUAUGCGGCUCGUGUUGCAAGGAAAUCUUAAGGAUGCUUAUCUCCUGCGCUUGUUUUCUUCUUGGCGGUUUGUCUUUGGCCUUUGGGCUGAUAACCUUAGUCUCGGAUAUGUCUGAGAUUCUAUGGUUGACACCAGUCUACGUCUUCACGUCUGGAAACUCAACUUUACCUCAAUACCAAUACGGCUGGUGUCUUCAGCUGUCAGCAUUGGCGUUCAUACUGGCAAAGCUCGCAGCUAUACUGACCGUAUCUGGCUACAUGGCACGGUUUCCCACUGUAGAAGACAUGGUCAGAGAUAUGGUACCUGGAGCUGAGAGAAAGUUGCGGGAGCAGUUGGGUCUUAGUUCAGAGUAUUUAGUUAGGUCCCACCAAAAAUCACCAGGUCCAACUCCUUGCACGGGUGUCAAUCAACCCACUAAAGGUUCAGGCCCACCAAGACUGGCUGAGGAAGGUACAUCGUUACUCUGUAAAUCGGCACCGGACAUCUGUGCUUCAAAUCCCCAGUCAGCCAUUAGCUACGUGGACAAGGCUGACUUAUCACACAUGCUUCCUGCCUACCCCGAGACCAAGGUAAUAGAGCCUCGGUUUGCAGCUCCAGGCUUUCCUGAAAAGACUGACCAGAACGUCGUGGAUUCUCGACUUAGCGGCUUCGUCGAUAAGGAAGGUCUCAUCAUGGACUCUCGUAUGCUUUCUGAAUCUCGACAGAACGUUAUUGCCUUUGCUGAGGGUAAAGAGCACCCCAAUUGCCAGGAACCACCCGCGCGUUUCAGUGACUUUCCUCCACCCCCGGAACCACAGCAGCAACUGGUACAGCCAUCUCCAUCGGUACAGCAGCAACCCCCAUUAGCAUUUGCUGAUAAGGAACCACCCGAUUUUACCGGCAACGAGCAACAGUCAAUUGUCGAUUCGUUACUCGACGCACCCUACGGCUACGACACGCGUUACAACAGCUUAGCCGGCCAAACGGUACCCAUCACCCUUAAACACCACCACCAGCAGCAGCUGCCCUCUAACUCUACGGUGGCUGCGAUGCAAUCAAAUCAGUACCAUUACCAGAACUUUGGCACCAUACACUCGGGGAUGCUGCGCGUCGCGGAGCCUGGAACCAGCUCUACUAGCUCCAACUGCUCGAGUCAGCGUAGCAUGACCCUACAGAACCCCAAGCGUAAGGCGACAGCCAAUGCACAGAUAGCACAGAACACCUUUAGCACGCUAGAAUGUGAGCGACGCAGAAGAGGAGGUGGAGGAGGUGUGGGUGGGAACGCGGCUGCGGCUAUGCAAGUCCCAGGAAAGGCUAAUUUUUGCGCGGGGAGUGCGGUAUGACCGCCGGCUCAGUCUCCUACGCCGAGGUAACUCCGGAAUGAGGAGACCU